Messenger RNA from Hemicordylus capensis (graceful crag lizard), 1424 nucleotides. RefSeq names its product mitochondrial translational initiation factor 3 (gene MTIF3). The transcript is spliced from 4 exons. The coding region runs from base 528 to 1376 and encodes 282 amino acids. Gene Ontology annotation, molecular function: translation initiation factor activity; ribosome binding. Lineage: Eukaryota; Metazoa; Chordata; Lepidosauria; Squamata; Cordylidae. Gene Ontology annotation, cellular component: mitochondrion. Gene Ontology annotation, biological process: mitochondrial translational initiation; ribosome disassembly. The record is from RefSeq and is a predicted model, not a curated record.
UGAGCAGGCGAGGGGAAGGUUCCCCCUUCUGCCUUCCCAAACCAUGCUGCGGUGUACGGAGUGUGCCUUGUGCCUGGGCUACUUAUGGGGGCAUCUUGCAAUUGCUCUCAUCGGCAUCUGGCAAUUGCUCCAGGGGGCAUCUGCUGUGUCUCUCCUGGAUCUGAGGAGUGCGUUGGGAGUGUGAGUGACUCUUCCUUUGGGGCUGGUUGGCAGCUGCAGCUGCUCUAGUCUUCUCUCUCCUUUUGGGCAUCAGGACGGAGUUCAGUUCCUUUGACAGUGCUGCAAUUGCCAGGAAAGAGUUAACUGAGGCUACCAAUCGGAGAGCUACAAAGCGGGACUGCAGCUUGGAGCCCUCUGAGUGGUCUCCUUGGGUCAUGUGCUUGCUCUGUCCACUCACAGACUGCUGUUGCCAUGGGCGGGGCUGGAGGACCAACAAUGCUAGCAAUGGCUGGAGAAAACCUUAAAAAGUUAAUCGUCUGUCACUCACACUCCCUGCUGGGUUUGCAGCAUGUACCCGUCUGUUUGCUAUGAGAAUGGCUGCCUUGUGCCUAAAAAGAUUAUUGGAUCAAGCCAUAAGGAAUGAUGUGAGCUACAUCACUCGACACUUUUCAAUUUUCCUGGCACAACCAGUGAAAAGAACAGCAGUCCUUCAAACCUGGGUAGAGAGAGCUCAUGCCAAAAAAGGACUUCUCUCUGUUCCUGCACAAGUGUGUUUUACAUCUGAAGGUGCUGAGGAGAAACUAAAAGGGAAGAAAAUUAAUCCAAAUGCCAGAAAAACUGUCGGAAGUGUUGGGAGGAAAAUCCCAUAUCGGAUUAUUCAACUGAUUGAUGAGAAUGGCGAGAACCAGGGAACAAUGCACAGAGCAGAUGUGAUUCGACUCAUGGACGAAAGGGAGGUGAAGCUUGUUCUGCUGAAUGAGACUGCAGACCCUCCAGUAUACAGGUUCAUGAGUGGGCAGCAGAUUCACGAAGAGCGUCUCAAACUUAGAGAGAAACAAAAAGCUAGCUCCAAAAAUGGACCUGUUCAACAGAAGGAGUUAACUUUUUCCGCAGCUAUUGGACAACAAGAUUUAGAGACAAAGAUCAAACACAUUCAGGAGUGGAUCGACAAGAAGCAUCAUGUCAGGAUUAUUCUGCAUCAAAAGAAUAUUGCUGAUGGGCCAGAGAAGAUGUUAGUGUUCUUUGAUCGGAUAUUGGAGACAAUGCCUGAGAAAGCUACUUACCUUUCCCAGCCCCGCGUUGUUAAAGGAGGAAGGAGUACAUGUGUCUUGAGACACAUGUCGGACAAAGAAAUGCACAAGUACAAGAAGGAGAAGAAAGAAAAAGUGCAGGACGACAGUGGAAAGGAGACAGAGUCAGAUGUUCUCAAGCAAUGAUUUAAUUACUUUCCCAAAGUGGAAAAAAAUAAAAGACCUCAAAGCAAA